Molecule: messenger RNA, 1731 nt
Organism: Seriola dumerili (greater amberjack)
Lineage: Eukaryota; Metazoa; Chordata; Actinopteri; Carangiformes; Carangidae
Gene: rmi2
Product: RecQ mediated genome instability 2
Exons: 2
Coding region: 9-500 (163 amino acids)
Biological process (GO): maintenance of rDNA; DNA repair; regulation of sister chromatid segregation
Cellular component (GO): nuclear speck; cytosol
Source: RefSeq, a predicted model, not a curated record
CGCGGGUAAUGCAAACAUUUCCGGCCGUGACCCACCGUGAAACGACAGCAGCACUCGGAAUGUAUAAACCAGAGGAAACAACGACAGAAAGAAAACGUCCUCCGCCCGUUAAGGUGCUGUCCGGUCAGCUUAGGACCGCAGAGAGCCGGGGGCCAGCUGACGGCGGGGAUGGCUAUGUUAUCAGACCGCGCAGGGGUAGCUCUCUGCCGGUCUCACUGGUGUGGAUGCAGGGAACUGUACUGGAGGUGCAGCUGGACCGAAACACCGUGCUGCUCAUGGAUGAAACGGGGACGUUUGCAGUUCAGGGCGUCAACAACAUCCCCAAGGGGAGGCCAUGUUUGUUCCAAGGCAAGUAUGUCAUGGUGAUGGGUGUCAUCCAGGCCAUCUCCCCGGAGCCAGUCAUCCGUGCAGUAAAGAUGGCAGACCUCUCGGAGCUCGCUGCGCUGCACAGACGGAUGUGGAGGUUGGAGGUGGAGGACCUGCAGCAGGUGCUGGCCUGAAUGCAGAGCUGCUGGUGGCAAGUUGAACUGCAUCUGUCAUGUGUGUCCAGCUGGCUGUCCAAGUAUAUAAGUGAUUGUUGACAAAUGAAAAACUUUCCUCUCUGGAUUGAGAGAGAUGAUUCUCCAAGAUGUCACACUUAGCUUGGAGGUAGGAUUCAAGAGUAACUUUACAGAGAAGACAUGACAAGACACAUUCAUAUUUGUGCAUGUUUUGAUGCUGAAACGUGGAUGUAUUUUUCCCCACUUGACCCCUGCUCCGAGGAGGUCAGUGUCUUAAAGAGAAGAAAAAACUGUAGACCUUCAAGGGACAAAUGCUAACACAUGGUUAAAACACAGGUUAUCCAGCUGAAAGAACAUCUAACCUCUGUAACAGAUCUACUAAUGCGUGUGAAGAGCAUCUUAUCAGGUUGUACUAUAGGCAUCACCAUUGUAAUUCAUAUUUUCAAGUGCUGAUGUACUUUUCUCUACUAAAACUGGAGUUUAAUUUAAAUAUUUCUUCACUGCAUUAGGAUUGACAGAUUGGGAUUGUGUUAACAAAACCUGGUUUCCGGGGAUAAAAUAUUAGCUUCUUUUUGAUUGCUGCAGAAAAGCAAUUUAGAUCACAAUGGAAAAAAAAAUUCUAAUUUCUACCUGUGACAUGUUAGUAAAUGCUGGAAUGUCACGUAAGUACAUUUACUCAAGUAAAAUUUUGUUUAGUGCUUUAGUUUUACAUUUUAUGGGUAAAUAUUGUAUUUUUACUCGACUACAAUCAUUUGACAGCUGUAGUUACGAGUUAGUGUAUAAAGUAGAAUUUUACAUACAAAACAUGAGCUUGUGAAAUGUACCAGUUAUAGAUUAAACUACCGUAUAAAACAGUUAAAUAACUUCACCCAAGUUAAAAGCUGCUUACACAUUAAUGCAUCAGUAAUAAUGAUACACAAUAUUACAAAAUACCAGCCAAAGAGAAGCAGUACUCUUACUUUUGAUACUUUGAAACACCUUUAGCUAAUACUACCUACUGUACAUACCUUUACAAUUUUCAGUGUAGUACUGUUACUUGUAAUGGAAUAGUUUUACAGUAUGGUAUUACUUAAAAGAUUUGAAUACUUCUUCCACCACUCGUUCCAGAUGUGUAAUUAAUAAAACAUAGCAGUUCAAACGCAGGUUAAAAAAGAAGCUUUAUUUGGUGUGGUGCCCAUUACACUGGUAACACUAAUGGAUAAAUGGAAAAAUGACCUAAAUUGAUGGAUUA